This is a messenger RNA of Fusarium poae, 672 nucleotides long. RefSeq lists its product as uncharacterized. The record is from RefSeq and is a predicted model, not a curated record. Bases 1 to 672 code for a protein of 223 amino acids. Lineage: Eukaryota; Fungi; Ascomycota; Sordariomycetes; Hypocreales; Nectriaceae. The transcript has a single exon.
AUGAACAACCAACGGCCUGUAUUUACUAUUGCUGAGGAUGCUACUGCUAUCCAAGCAAGAGCUCAGCAAGUAAACCCUUUUGUGCUUCAACCUUUGCAGCAAAAUACGAUUCAUACGCUUCAAAAUCGGCUUCCAAUUAACUACUCUCGUGAAGGCUAUAACCUGUAUCCUGUUCAGCAAUGGCGAGAUGCGCAUACUAAUGCAAAUGGCCCUCAAAAUCUUCGUCAGCUGUAUGCUCAAGACCCUUCAGCUCGCCAAUGGGUGGCUCAGAUAAGUCACAUUCCUCAAGGUCAACCGGCUCAAGCAACUGUACAGCCUUGGGGCUAUGAGGUAUCAGGAAAUUGGCAUCUCGGAUACAUGAAAAACAUGUAUCAAGGUCAACAGCAACGCCCGGCUGCUGCACAGUUACCGACGUGGUCAUACAACGGGCUGCAGCAAAUGGAUGCUAACUACUACAAUACCAAUUUUGCAGUCAGUGGCUAUCAAUGGCCUACAGCUACAAUUGGUAUGAAUCAUUUUGAGCCCCGGCUUCAAGGUAUACAGCAGUCAGGGCUUCAUAUUUCGAAUAUAUCUCGCAACGGCUAUGCGGAUUGGACUUGGCAAGGAAGAGGUGUUGCAGGUACGGUCCCGGUGACAAAUUGGCAGCCACGGCCGAAUCAAUCAAACUCUUGA